Molecule: messenger RNA, 1019 nt
Organism: Morus notabilis
Lineage: Eukaryota; Viridiplantae; Streptophyta; Magnoliopsida; Rosales; Moraceae
Exons: 3
Coding region: 62-742 (226 amino acids)
Source: RefSeq, a predicted model, not a curated record
UUGGGUGUUUGGGCUGCAGAGUAGUCUGGUGGAGUUCUCUGCAAAAGCUGUGGAAACUCCAAUGGAGUUGACACACAACAACAAUCCAAUUACCAAAGACGAAGUCGUCGCGAAGCUCAAAGACGACGGCGACUUCGACAAGCUUCGCCUCAAGAUCAUUCGCAAGCUCAAGGACGAUGAACAAUUGCGCGAGAAUCUUAGUUCCAUUGUGAGGCAAUCGGCGGCGCUUGAUCGUUUGGGUGCGGAGAAUUUGAAACCUAGACAACUUUCGGAUGCGAUAUACCAAGAGGUCGGGGACAAAUUGAUGGGCCAGAUUUCUGAUGGUUUGUGGGGAAUAAUUAGAUCAAGUGAUGGCAUGAGCAGUGAAAUAUCAGAAACUGUUCAGUCUGUCUACAACAGGCUGAUGGACGCGAAAGGGUUUUCAAACCAGGGGCCAGUUCAAAAGGAAGAUGGUGAAAAGCAUUCGGCACUUGCCCUAGGCAAUGAAGUUGAUCAUAUGAUGUCGGACAGUAAUGAGCCGAAUGAACCGCCGGGAUUCUCUCUUGCCUAUAACCAUCCAAAGAACGGGAAUGAGAAUUCACAGCCGUCUUUUAGGCAAGAAAAAAUAUCUGUGGAAGAGCAGCAGGAAGGGCCCUUGACAUUGUUACAGGUUAGGCAGGAGCUCAAUAGUGUUGAUACGGAGCACAAGCAGGCUGGUGACUGUAGUGAUGAAGACCCUGAUGUGCCUCCUGGUUUUGGCUAAUGUGUUAACUUGCAACUCUGAGAGUCACAAGUGUAUGAAUUUACCAGUGAAGGUAGGACAUAACAAGAAUGAAUCAUUCAACCUGAGAAAAGUUUUCUUGUUUCCAAUUUCCAACAACCCUGGAAGUUUUUACAGCCAAUAUUGCCAGAUCAUAAAUCGGAUGUUUUAUCAAGCUUCCCCUGAUUACUGUACUUCUGGGUCUGCUUUUCCUUUUGGCCUUAUAUUAAAUUAUUUAUGGGGGAAGAGAGCCCUUUGGCAAGUAAACUCUUCUUUCUUU